This is a messenger RNA of Paraphaeosphaeria sporulosa, 2112 nucleotides long. RefSeq lists its product as uncharacterized. Lineage: Eukaryota; Fungi; Ascomycota; Dothideomycetes; Pleosporales; Didymosphaeriaceae. Gene Ontology annotation, cellular component: cytoplasm. Bases 1 to 2112 code for a protein of 703 amino acids. The transcript has 4 exons. The record is from RefSeq and is a predicted model, not a curated record. Gene Ontology annotation, biological process: protein transport.
AUGCCGGACCGCUCGAACCAUCAUACCCGAGACAUUUUCGUCUCUGUGCCUGCGAAGGUAUCUUGGACGAGCGGCGAUGUCGUUCGCGGGUCGGUAAGAGUCAAGGCCACUUCUAGGCCUCUGAGAGUAAACAUAACUUUUCGGGGCCGGACGAAGUGUGCAAUCACUCGUUCAAACGGGCAAAGCUCGACCACCUACAAGGAGAAACCAGAGUUCUUUAGCCGUACGCUGGAGCUCUAUUCUUCGCCUACUAGUGGACAGAGUUACGACAUCAUCUGUGCCCUACGUGGCGUUACUGAGGACGGCAGAGUUGAGCUGCCGUUCGAGUUUACUUGGCCCGAGCGAACCGAAAUUUUGCCCGGUUCCAAAUGGCUCCAAACCCCUUUUUUUGAGCACGAACAUGGAGGACCCCUACCACCCACUUACUACCGAGGCGGGUCGAACAACCAACUUGUGGAAUACUUCUUAGAAGCGAGACUCUACACUGGUGGGAGGUACGACGCGUCGCAAGAAGUCAGAUGUCCCCUCACAUACCGGCCAUCUCCGCCCAUACCAGAUCCUGUCCCUCUCGUACCAAAGGUCAAUACUAUAUACUCUCUCGGUGGCAUAACCACUCGCACACAUCGAUUGCACCCUGAAUACGACCCGGAUGAAGGCUGGCGUGCGAGGAUCAAGCAUAGUUGGAACAAGGAUAAAGCCACAACGCCUUACGUCAGGUAUAAGAUCGACGUUUCCUGUCCCAGCGUGAUUACUGCCGGCCAGCCUAUCAUCCUAUCUCUCUCGCUCAACCAUCUUGAGCGUUCCAAAGAAAUUCCUGAUCCUCCCCCUGUUCAUCUACGUCGGAUCAGUGUCAGAUUAUCUAGCCAUCUGAGGGUCCGUAUACCUUCCCGUUCGCUUUUUGGCUCCAGCGACAUGAAUGACAACCACAACGACAAGCACAUCUUCUUAGAUAAGAGCUUCAAUAGUGGUGAGGGACUCCUGAUCUUUGACGGCAUGGAUGCAAUUACAGCCAAAGUACCGGUGCUACUUGCCCCAGCUUUCAAGACCUACGGUCUGGAAUUGACUCACAAACUUAAAGUGGAGCUCUGGGGUGAAUGUGCGAGGGAGAAGUUCCGUUUCACGCCAGUGCAGGGGCCCAUCUUGAUCUUAGGUCACAGGAGUACUCCGGUUGAUGACCUGUCUCCACCUGGUCCCCCACCCAUACUCAACGCGAAAGGUGCUGACGGUGCCGCCGAGGCGCCUCCAGCUGUGGAAGAAGAUACUGCGCCGCCCCCGUACCAGUCAAUGCCUACCCCAGGCUCCACGAUGGGGAGCAGUCAAAUCUCGAUUCACGUAGAGUUCACCCAGCAGGUCUGUGGUGCACUUGAAUCAGUCAUAUCUCGAACGGGUUUCGCAGGUCAGCCUGAAGCAAUCGUAGAUCAGGGUAGGUCAGCCCCAGUAUCUUCUGCAAACGCUACUACCAAGGAGUACGACGUUAGGGACACAGAAAGUGUUUUCCGCAACGAUGACAAAAGUUUUAGCGACUUCAAGACUGCGAGUGCAUCCAGCGACGACGAAUCUUGGGUCUACAUCAAUUGCAACCGCUCCGGAACCAUGGAAAGUGGCAUGGCAGACCUAGCUACGUAUGUAGACAAACCUGCCUUCGAGACAUUCGCAGACUCCGACAGCGCAAGUCCGCUACCAACCUCGCCUAUCUCGAGGGGCUAUCUACGCUCUACUCAACACCUCGAGGCAUUCAUGCACCCGACGGACUUCGCCACUGAGUCCAGUACGCUUGGCGACCUACUGUCGUUCGAGUCGGCGACUUACAGUGACUAUGCGCCACUUGUGGAUCCUGACUCUGGAGCUCCGUCCUCUGCUCAAGCUCGCCAUGCAAACUUGGAGGUUUUCGUCGACAGGGAGAACGAGGAGCUUGCGCACGUAGUGGAGACUGCUAGAAAGGUACCGAUGGUGGUGUGCACUGAGGCGGCUCCGCAACAUGAUAGCCACUCUAAGCCAACUAGUCAAGUCAAUACAUCUGCAAUUGUAGCUCCACAUGAUGCUUCCCAUCAUGAGAAGCAUCACAGGACAGAGAGUUGGAUGGACGAGCAGAGACAGGCUUGGUGUACAUAG